Pollicipes pollicipes is the source of this 5233-nucleotide messenger RNA. RefSeq names its product CD109 antigen. Gene Ontology annotation, cellular component: extracellular region. Lineage: Eukaryota; Metazoa; Arthropoda; Thecostraca; Pollicipedomorpha; Pollicipedidae. The record is from RefSeq and is a predicted model, not a curated record. Gene Ontology annotation, molecular function: endopeptidase inhibitor activity; protein binding.
UUACAAGUCGAGCGGGCGCGUAAGCCUUAGGACAUACGCGGACCAUAAGUGAUUCACGUUCAGGGCUGGCGUGCGAGGGUUUGAAAUUACUUAAGCUGUUUGUUGAAAUCUUGUGUAUUUUUGUGUUUCCGGUAUAUGCUGAGGUUUUUAAUGGGCGGCUAACGUUCAGUCCAAGGCUGGGGUGUACGUAAACCAGACACCUACGUAGAGUUCCAGAGUCUCAAGCAUGCAGCCAGGGGCAGUACUUCAGGCAGCUGGUCUGCUGCUGUGGGCUGCAUGGCCUGGCUGUGAAAGUCAAGCCAUCUCUGAUGUGGAUAGGAUCAGUGACACUUAUGAAGAUAUCAGGAUCAACCGUGAACCCACGUACCUGGUGCUGGCGCCGAACGUGGUGCGGCCCGGCACUGUGUACCGCGUCAUGGUGGACAUCCUGCGCGCCCGCUCCGCGGUCGACACGCGCGCCUCGCUGCUGCGCGACGGCGUGCAGAUCAGCAGCGCCACCGCCCGCCUCCAGCAGGGCUACCCGGACACGCUGCUGCUCAAGGUACCCACCACCAGUGUGGUGGGCAACUACCAGCUGCGCGUGGAGGGCAACCACCCGGGCUCGGUGGGUGGCACGCUGUUCGUCAACGAGACGCGCGUCCACUUCUCGGCCCGCUUCCUCACCAUACUCAUCCAGACCAGCCGGCCCGUGUACAACGGAGACCAGAGAGCCUGUUUCCGGGUCAUCCUGCUGACGCACCGCCUCCGACCGUUCGACGACCCAGUGGACAUCUUCGUGCUGGUCACUGGCCCAUACCAGUUCCGGUUCCGAAUGGCCGACCUGGUGUCGCGCGUGCCGCGCCUGGACGGCGCCGAGGUCAAGGUCGUGGCGCGCAUGCGCGAGUUCUUCGAGGGCCUCAACCAGACGGGCUACUGCAUCUCCCGCGUCAUCAACUCCAGCGUCAGCCUGCACUUCGUCGGCAGCCCGCCCAUGGUCUUCAAGCCCGGCAUGCCCUUCGAUGGAGUGGUGUCCGUUUCGUACCACGACGGCCAGCCGCUGCCGCGGGAGCGGCUGCGGCGCUCCUCACUCACGGUCACCGCCUCGGCCGUGGGCUCGGGCACGCGCAGCCGCGUGGAGGUGCCCCGCUACCAGCCGAUCGACUCGCGCUUCCUCUUCGAUGGUGGCAGAGACUUCUACUCCACUUCGACGACACCGCGACCGGGGGAAGCCCAGCUCGACCCCGACUACGUGCGCAGCAUGCGCUUCAACAGCAGCGUGCGCCAGCUGCUGGAGGAGCAGCGCUACGCCGAGUACCGCGCCGACGGCCUGCAUCGCUUCUCGUUCGUCAUGCCGCCGCGGGGCGGCGCGCGCGUCACCCUCACCGCCCAGUACGAGGACGACGACGGCGGCCGGGCGACGGCCACGAUGGAGCUGAUGCCGUACUUCUCGCUCGAGGAACGCUACAUCUCCGUGGAGACGUCCACCAGCCGCGCCAGCGUCGGCGAGUACGUGGUGCUGCACGUCCGCUCCAGCUUCAAGAUGGAGCGCUUCGGAUAUGUUGUGUCGUCGAAGGGCCUACUGCUCUACACGAACCAGGAGUACAUGGACGACGCCUCUGGCGCCACCGUGCGCACACUCAGCCUGCCUGUCAGUUCGGAGAUGGCGCCCACCUUCAAGGUGGUGGUGUACCACGUGACCGUCGACGGCGAGGUGGUGGCCGACGCCAUCAGCGUCCCCGUGGACGGCAUCAGCAGCGGUGACAUUGGCCUGACCCUGAACCAGAACAAGGAUCACUCGAAGGCCACCGUGGAGGCGGUGUGCCGCUCGGUGCCGGGCUCGUUCUUCGGCCUGUCCGGCCUGCGCACGGACGCGUACCGUGCUGCCGGUGCCUCGGAGCUGAGCAAGGCCAGCGUUAUGCGCAGCCUCUACUCGUUCGAGAACUCGACCAGGGCGAUCCACUCCGUGACCCGCCGGUUCCGCGAGGGACUCCAUCCGGAUGUGGUCAAGUACUUUUCGGCGCCCAACUACGGCACGGACGCCAACCGCACUUUUGCCUUCGCCCAGCUGGUGGUGUUCUCGGACAGGUCCCCUGUGCCCGAGCCGUACGGCUGGGUGUGUGCUGUCUCGGUGGUUUCACGUGCCUGUGUCCGUGACCCCCCGGUACGUCACUGGGUGUGGGUGUUCUCGGUGGUGUUCUCGGACGCCGAGGUGUCCCUGCUGCCCGUGACCCUCGCCGCCCAAUGCAACGCCAGCCAAGGCCUGCUGCCGUGCCUGACGUCUGGCUGUUACCGCGAGGCCGACCGCUGCGACGGCCGGCGCGCCUGCGUCGACGGCUCCGACGAGCACGACUGCCCGGCCGUCGAGGACCGGGACGCGGCGCGUUUCCGGCUCGAGCGCAAGAACCGGCUGCGCACGCUCUACAACCAGCGCCAAGGCGACUGGAUCUGGCGCGAUGUCAAUAUCGGCUACAAGGCGACCGAAGAGGUGAUUCUGAAGGUGCCCAAACAGAACGCCCUCUACUAUGUGACCGGCUUCAGUGUCAACCAGCAGAACGGCUUCGCCAUCAUCGAGCGCCCGGUCGUGUACAACACGACGACGCCGUUCUACAUGCGGAUGGAGAUGCCGGACCGGUGCCGGCGCGGCGAGCAGGUGGGCGUGCGCGCCGUGCUCACCAACAACGUGGCCCAGGAGAUGCUGGCGCUGCUGGUGCUGCCCGCCAGCGACCAGUACCAGUUCGUGCACGUCGAGCCUGACGGCUUCGUGCAGCACUUCCGACCGCGCCUGUCUGGCGGCGCGCACCAGCACCUCGUGCCGCUGCCGCCCUUCACCAGCGUGGAGGUGGACGUGCCGAUCGCGCCGCGCAUCCAGCAGGGCGAGCUGACCGUCACACUGACGGCCAUGACUCAGGUCGGCCGCGAGGACGUCACGCGCACCAUGCGGAUCGAGCCGGAGGGCGUCACAAUCAAUAGGCACACGUCGUUCCUGCUCGACCUGAAGAACCGGGCGGUAGAGUUCAAGUACCUGGACGUGAUCGUGGAGCAGUCGCCGGUCGUACCGUACGCCUCGUGGCGCCGCUUCGUAUUUGACUCGCCCGAAGGUCACGUCACCGUCUCAGGCGAUGUGGUCGGUCCGGUGUUCCCCACCGGCGGCCCGGUCAACACGGAGCUGCUGCUGAACCGGCGGCUCCGCAGCACAGAGGCGUCCGCCUUCGACUUCGGCGCCAACGUCUGGUCGCUGCACUAUCUCCGCCUCACCAAUCAGUUUAAGCUGAGCUUCGCGCGGAGCAUCUUCGACCAGAUGAACGUGGACAUGGCUGCCAUUAUGUACCGGUUCGGCAGCGACGGAGCCUACCGCAUGUGGGACAGCUCGCCGCCGUCUGUGUGGCUGACGGCCUGGGUCACCCGCAUCUUCCAAGAGGCCAAGUUCCAGGACUGGGAGAACUUCCUGUACAUUGAGCCGGAAAUCAUCUCCAAGGCGAUGGGCUGGCUGGUCCAGCACCAGGACGUGCGGACCGGUGCCUUCCAUGAGACGAGCAACUACAGCAUCCCUCUCGACCCCAAGAUGAACCCCAAGGCGUCAUCCACGCUUCUGGCCAACAUCGACGCGCUUACAGUGGCGACCUGCGCGCGCGCGGCCAACGACGCCAAGAUCGGCCGCCAUCAGGGCGAGGUCUCCGUCGCGGGGUCCGGCGGCGACAGGUAUCUGGAGCAGCAGCUGCCCUCCCUGUCGCGGCCCUACGAGGUGGCCGUCGUGGCGUACGCCCUCAGCCUGGCCAACAGCGGCGAGCGGGAUGUAGCCUACAACCUGUUGGAUCGCAUGAAACGGAAAGUCGAUGGCAUGAUCUACUGGUCACCGGCUCCGAUCGAGACCAACCGGCUGACCAACGAGAACAGCCAGCGCAACCUGCUGCAGCCCAAGCUGGAGCAGCUGUACGACACCCGGGCGGUGGAGACGACGGCGUACGCGCUGCUGGUCUACCUGAUCCGCGACGGCAUCAACAUCGACCAGGAGAAGAUGGUGCUGUGGCUCAACACCAUGCGGCUUCACGACGGCGGUUUCAUCACCACCACGGACACGCUGGUGGCGCUGCGCGCGCUGGUGGAGUACUCGUACCGGGCUCGUCUGCGGGACAUCACCGACAUGCGGGUCAGCAUCGAGGCCACCGCUUCCGAGCUCGACUCCACCAUCGGCAUCAACAACGCCACGCUCGCGCGCACGCGCAUCCUGCCGUUUGAGAACGUCUGGGGCCAUCUGAACGUGAUCGGCAACGGCGCCGGUCAGGCGGUCGUCCAGCUGGACGUCAACUACGGCGUCGACACGCAGAACGGCAUCAAGCGGCCGCCGGCCAAGUCGUUCGAGCUCAGCGUGCGUGAGGACUUCCAGCGCUUCCGCAACAAGUCCAUCGGCAUCGUCGACGUCUGCGCCAAGUGGCUGUUCCUGGACGAGGCUCCCCAGAGCGGCUCGGCCGUGCUCGAGAUUGAGAACCCCACUGGCUACGUGUUGUACCAGCCGGAGGGCGACGCCGUGGUGCACGCGGCACGCGCCGGUCGCGCCCCCCAGCUGCGUGACGUCAUCGGCGGCCACGCCUACGGCCACGAGCGCGCCACCACGUGGUUCUUCGACUACAUUCCGGGCAACGAGACGCUGUGCUUCAACUACACGAUCCGCCGCUGGUUCCCGGUGGCCAACAUGACCAAGUACCGGCGCGCCCUGCUGUACGAGCAGUUCCAGCCGGAGCUGUUCGAGAUGCAGAUGGUGAACUCCACCGUCCUGCACGUGCUCAACAUCUGCGAGGUGUGCGGCUCUUACCAGUGCCCCUACUGUCCCUUCUACUCGUCCUCGGGCCUGGCGUCUGCCUCUGCGGCGCUGCUGGCGAUAGGCGCCGCUGUUGCGCUCUGGCUCGGCCCCCGCUAGGGCCCCCAGCAGGGCGCGCUCGGGGCUCGCUAGGGUCACCGGCAGGCCGCGCUCGUCUGCGGCCUCGUUCGGUCGCCGGCCGCCAGGGGCGCCAGUGUACCGGAGCGGCGCGGGCCGCAGGUGGUCCCCGGGCUGGACCGGACCCGUCACGCUGCGGGGUGUGGACUGGAGCGGGCGAGCAGUCGACGGCUGGCAAUCUUGGUAACCUGGCAUGAUGGUUGUAUGGUAAUCUGAUGCUUUUAUUCUUUUGGAUGCUUCGAUUUGUUACACCCUGUGGGCAGUAUUGCCCGUUUUACGAGGCGCACGUAUCGCGCCCACGUUUCAAGUGUACCCCCCCUC